This is a messenger RNA of Pundamilia nyererei, 831 nucleotides long. RefSeq names its product neural cell adhesion molecule 2-like. Gene Ontology annotation, molecular function: signaling receptor binding. The transcript has 5 exons. NCBI's taxonomy places the organism in Eukaryota, Metazoa, Chordata, Actinopteri, Cichliformes, Cichlidae. Gene Ontology annotation, biological process: regulation of cytokine production; T cell receptor signaling pathway. The record is from RefSeq and is a predicted model, not a curated record. Gene Ontology annotation, cellular component: external side of plasma membrane. Bases 1 to 831 code for a protein of 276 amino acids.
AUGUCGGUGGGGAAACUCAAUGUUAAAGCCUACAGCUGGAGGGGGAGGGGAGGGGUGAAGCUGGUGGUUGUGAAGAGCAGAGUAAGGAAGAUACGAUGCCUCUCUGCUUUCCUCAAGAACGUGUCUGAGGAAGUAGCGGAAGACCUGAAAAUCAUCACCGUUAAGUCUGGACAGGACAUCACUCUGACAUGUCGAGCUCCAAAUGAAAAUGACAUCACUGUAGAGUGGAGCAGAGCUGACCUGGGAGAUGAAUAUGUGCUUUUGUACCGGGAUGGGCAGGUUGUUCCAGAUGACCAGCAUCCAUCUUUUAAGAACCGGGUGGAUCUGCAGGACAGACAGAUGAAGGAUGGAGAUGUGUCUUUAAUUCUGAAGGAUGUGACAGUUAAUGAUACUGGAACAUACGAGUGUCGUGUCCUCAUGGAAGGAACACAAUCAUCGGAUCUCAUCAGCAUCAUCUAUCUUUGUGUUGUUGUUCCUCCAGACUAUAAAUUCAUCACAGCUGAGUCUGGACAGGACGUCACUCUGACAUGUCGAGCUCCAAACAACAAGAUCAGAGGUGUACAAUGGAGGAGAGAUGACUUGAAAGCAGGCGAUGUAUUCUUGUACUGGGAUGGUCAUUUCGUUCCAGAUUACCGGCAUCCAUCUUUUAAGAACCGGUCUGAUCUGCGGGACGAACAGAUGAAGGAUGGAGACGUGUCUUUGAUUCUGAAGGAUGUGACGAUUAAUGAUGCUGGAAGAUAUGAGUGUCAUAUCUUCAUUAGAGAAACGGUCUGUUGGCAGCUCAUCAACAGCAUUUCUCUGAGUGUUGUUGAUCCUCAAGGGUCGCGGUAG